UUGUUGUCCCGUCAGUCUCCAGUUAGCUUCGUUAGCUCUGUUAGCUUCGUUAGCUUACACUGUAACCGCCUCAAGUCUUACAAAUUAAACUAAUAAACUACAAUGACUCCACACAGAGUCCGGGAGAUGUUAACUGCGAGCUAACGCCGCGGCUCUUUAUCAGUUAAACUAGUGUUAGCUGCUAGGUUAGCUUCUUUAGCGUUAUCUUCCUGUGUAACGUUAGCUAACGGAGCUAACAAGCUAACCGGUUAGCAUCUGCGUUUCUCUGUUUGAUGAAAACGGAGAGCAGCCGUUAGCAUGGAUUAACUCAACAGACACAACAACAACAACACCAGUGUCUGUGGAGAGGUUGAGUCCACUGGCUCUCAUCGGGCUGUGACUCCAUCAGCUGAUCUGAGGUCAGAGUUUGACCUUCACUCUGAGGACUCCUGCCAGCCGCAAUGCUCACCUAGACCCAGGUGUUAGUUUUUGCAGUGUGAGCAGAAUCAUUCAGAGACAGAGAUCAUGUCUGACAACCAGGCCAACAACAACGUCCCCCUAAACAACAACAAUAACAACAACAUGGGGCCCAACAGGAUCCGCAACCCCAACAUCAACCAGAACCCCCUCAUCAACGUCCGGGACCGCCUCUUCCACGCCCUUUUCUUCAAGAUGGCCGUCACGUACGCCCGGCUGUUCCCUCCGUCCUUCAGGAGAGUCUUCGAGUUCUUCGUCCUUCUCAAGGCGCUCUUCGUCCUCUUCAUCCUCGCCUACAUCCACAUCGCCUUCUCUCGUUCGCCCAUUAACUGCCUGGAGGCGGUGAGGGAGCGCUGGCCUCGUGACGGCCUGCUGCGGGUUGAGAUCCAGAGGAACUCCUCGCGCGCUCCGGUUCUCCUGCAGUACCACGACUCCUCUAGUGGGCUGCAGGAGGAGCAGGGGGGGGAGGAGCUGAGCCUGGCAGAGCUAAUGGGGGAGGAAGAGGAGGAAGAGGAGGAGAUGACCCUGGAGAUGUUCGACAACAGCUCCGUGCAGUUCGAUCUGGACAUGGAGCCUCGCCUGAAGCCCUCUAUGAUUGGAGGAGGAGUGAGAGGAAGAAGAGGAGGAGUGAACGACAGUCAGGACGUCUCUUUCAGUCAGACCACUAAAGGUAUGCAGCCGCUGCAGGAGGUGUCUGAGCUGGAGAUGUUGACCAGAGCAGUUUGGCCUCAGGAGGAAUACAUCGUGGAAUAUUCUCUGGAGUACGGCUUCCUGCGUCUGUCGCAGAGCACGAGACAGAGACUCAAUAUCCCCGUCAUGGUGGUCACUCUGGAUCCCAUGAAGGACGAGUGUUUCGGAGAUGGCUUCAGUCGUUUCCUGCUCGACGAGUUUUUGGGAUACGACGACAUCCUGAUGUCCAGCGUGAAGGCGCUCGCUGAGAACGAGGAGAACAAAGGGUUCCUGAGAAACGUGGUGUCUGGAGAACAUUACCGCUUCGUCAGCAUGUGGAUGGCCAGAACAUCCUAUCUGGCUGCAUUCGUCAUCAUGGUCAUAUUCACUCUGUCGGUGUCCAUGCUGCUCAGAUAUUCUCACCACCAGAUCUUCGUCUUCAUCGUGGAUCUUCUUCAGAUGCUGGAGAUGAACAUGACCAUCGCCUUCCCAGCAGCCCCUCUGCUCACCGUCAUCCUGGCCCUCGUCGGCAUGGAGGCCAUCAUGUCUGAGUUCUUCAACGACACGACGACGGCUUUCUACAUCAUCCUCAUCGUCUGGUUGGCCGAUCAGUACGACGCCAUCUGCUGCCACACGAACACCAGCAAGCGCCAUUGGCUGAGGUUCUUCUAUCUGUAUCAUUUUGCCUUCUACGCGUAUCACUACCGCUUCAACGGGCAGUACAGCAGCCUGGCUCUGGUCACUUCCUGGCUCUUCAUCCAGCACUCCAUGAUCUACUUCUUCCACCACUACGAGCUCCCGGCCAUCCUGCAGCAGAUCCGGAUCCAGGAGAUGUUGCUCCAGAACCAGCAGGCGGGUCAGAACAACCAGACGGCUCUGCAGGACAACCUGAACAACAACCUGAACAACAACCAAAAUAAUGCUGCUGCUAAUGCUGCUAAUGCUGCUAAUGAUGCUAAUGAUGCUAAUGAUGCUAAUGAUGCUGCUGCAGCGCCCGAAAACAACACCGACAACCCUCCAGGACCAACAGCUGAUCAACCAGAAACCCCAGCGGACCCCCUCGCCUCCCCUUCCUCCCCAAAUGCAGCAGCUGUGGGAGGAGAGGUGAGGUCCGAAUUGAACUGGGUUUCUCAAACGGCCGCCAUUAUCACUGAAGCGUUGUCUUCUUCAAACCAGCCUGUAGGAGGAGAAGAAUUAGCAGCAGCAGGAGGAGGAGGAGGAGAAGCGUUGGAUGUUGUUGAGAUUAAACCCAAAGUGGGAGGAGCCUCACCCAAGUCUGACCCCCCCCUGAAGGAGGAGGAAAAGGAGGAGGAGGCGCCCCCCCUCCCCAAAACUGACUGUCCCCCCCCUCAUAGUGCCGGUACAGACUGCAGAGCAGAGAGUCCGUCCUGAGAGGAAAACAAAACCCAGUCCUCGGGCUCUCAGGAUCAGGGGCCAUUUUAUUAUUUUAAAAACAUCUGAUGGAUUAGUUCCCAACCUGAGGCCACACAGGAAGUGCAUUUUAGUUAAUUUCUCCUCUUCAAAUUAAAAAGAAAGGAAAUGUUUUGGUUAAACUGCUUCUAGGAAUCUGAGCGUCCUCUGCAUUUAAAGUGAUUUAUUUUAGGAAGGAAGCCAAAACAACGGGAAGGUUUCGAAUGAGUGAAACAUGAUUGAUGAAUUAUUAAUCAGUAAUUGAUGAUCAGAUAAAUGAUUGAUUAGUUGUUGAUCAGCCCUGAUUCUGACAGACUGAAGCACAAACCUGAUUUCUGUUUCAAUCUGCUUUUAUUUUGAAGAAAAGACUCUUUGAGAGCAGGAAGUGGACGGAUGCCUUAUCAAUGAUCCUUCAGAGACGCUCAGCAGCGGAGCCAGCUGAUUGGUUGUGCAAUAUGACGCCGUCAUACCUCAGGCUCCGCCUCCUACCUUCAAUGUGAUGCGUUCUGGUGGUGCGUUCAGGUUCCCCUCGUCAGCUUGUAAAUGUCAGCGUUGUCCGUUUGCUUCUGUCGUCACGUCGUCACAGCUUAAGGCAAAUACACACAACUCCUGUGGUUCAGUCUUGGGUCCCUGAACGCACCAUGAGCUGGGGUACCUGAACGCACAGCAGGCUGUUGUGAAGGAGGCGGAGCCUGCAGUGUGACAUCACAGGAACUGAACAAAGUGAUGGGGGGGGGGUAUUUUUCUUCUUCGUGCCUCUGCUGGAUGACUGUAGCCUCGUUAGCUGAUCUGAAGCCUGAAACUCAUCAAACUGUAUUUAACUGUCCAGUAAACCAGUGCAGCUGUUUGCACACAGACGUG
Messenger RNA from Trematomus bernacchii (emerald rockcod), 3396 nucleotides. RefSeq names its product transmembrane protein 259 (gene tmem259). The coding region runs from base 505 to 2517 and encodes 670 amino acids. NCBI's taxonomy places the organism in Eukaryota, Metazoa, Chordata, Actinopteri, Perciformes, Nototheniidae. The record is from RefSeq and is a predicted model, not a curated record. Gene Ontology annotation, biological process: response to endoplasmic reticulum stress; positive regulation of ERAD pathway. The transcript is spliced from 12 exons. Gene Ontology annotation, cellular component: endoplasmic reticulum.